GACAGAGAGAGUGGUGACAGACAGAGAGAGUGGUGAGAGACAGAGAGAUAGGUGAGAUAGAGGGAGACGAGAGGCAGGGGUGAGAGACACAUAGAGGAGGGAGACGUGGGACAUAUCAGGUGGUUUAGGGUGCUUCAAGACACUCAGCAUCCGACUCUGUCACUGCGCUUCGUGGCUGCGUUGGGCUCUUACCCCUCCACAAACUGGCACUGACCAGCGUGGUGAAGUAUGGUCAAGCAACACCUAACGUGACGUGGCUGGAUGAGGUUACUGUCCUCCUAUAACGCGAGAUGAUAACUACCUCGUCUGGGAUACAAGAGGUCGUGGGAUCAAGCCCGACACUGACGCCUGCUACUGUAUAUUCGGAGUUUGCGGUGUCUCUCUCCUGACCAGGGGCCACAACCGGUCCCUUCUAGCGACAUACUUCUCGCCGCCACUGCUGGCAGAAGGGGUUUCCACUCGAUCGAGCCCUCAAGAGCCCCUCUAGGAGGGCACUUGGCCUACUCUUGCACGCUGGCCAGGCGUCUCGGAAGAGCUCCCACCGUGCAAAUCGAAGGUUGCGAUGGAGGACUCCCCGCCGCCGUGGGUCAUCCUCUCCAUCAUGCUGCCUAUCUUCGGGCUCAUCAUGCUGCUCGGGCUGCUGGGCAACUCGGCGCUCAUCCGAUACGUGCUGACGCAGAAGCCUCGCCAAGGCAACGCAUCGGACGUGCACCUGGUGAGCAUGGCGAUCGGCGACCUGAUGGUGCUGGUCACCUGCGUACCGUCGGGUGCCAUCUCCUUCUUCUACGACUCGUGGAUGUUCGGGAGGCUCGGCUGCAAGCUGCUGCCCUUCCUGCAGCUCACGUCCCUGGGGAUCUCCGUAUUCACGCUGGUGGCCCUCAGCGCCGACAGGUACAGAGCCAUCGUGAGGCCCAUGGACGAACCGCGUCACGGCCGCUUCAGCUCGACGUGGUUCACCGUGCUGUGCAUCUGGCUGGGCUCCAUCGCCCUCGCCACGCCAGACAGCGUCCUGGCCGACGUCGUGCCCCUCCCCUUCACGCUGCUCGCGCUGAACGCCUCCUCCAACACCACCGUGGCGGUCACCACCACCAGCAUGGUGUGCGUGCCCUUCCCGCACAACGGCACGGCGGCGAUGCGCGCCCACGCCGUGGCGGUGUCGUGCGUGUACUUCGUGGCGCCGCUCACGCUCAUCACCGUCUUCUACUGCUUCAUCUCGGCCGAGCUGCUCGGCUCGGCCGGUAGAGUUCCCGGCAACAAUGCGGCGAGGCAGGUGAGCAGCCGCCGUCGGCUCGCUAAGACGGUGCUGCUGCUGGUGGCUCUCUUCGCCCUCUGCUCGCUGCCCAACCACGCGCUGCAGCUCUACCGCGUGUUCCGCGAUCAGUCGCAGCCGGACCUCUCCCCGACGCACAAGGCGUUCUUCCUGCUGUCCCGCGCGCUCAUCUUCGCCAACUCGUGCGUCAACCCGCUGGCGCUCUGCGCCGUCUCCAGCGGUUUCCGCGGCCACCUGCGCCAGACGCUGUGCGAGCGGCCCGCCGCGCGGCCUCCGCUUCUCGCCUGCUGCGAGCGAGGAGGACCCGCGCCCCUGCGGCGGGGUCACAGCGCGACGCUCGGCACCUCGUCCAGGGUCACGGGGUCGACGCGGCUCACGAUGCAGAGCGUCAACGCGGUGGGCGGAGGGCACGGGCACGCCAAGGCGUACGGCCCCGCCGCCGGCAUUGACGUGGACACUUAAGAGGGCCGGAGGAGGCGUCGUUGCUUUGGACUUGAUGUGCUUCUGGUUAUCGGGGGGCGGGUGCAAGGAGGGACCAGUGAAGCGAGUUGCUUCGGGUCCGCUGCGUUUGCGAGCGCAUGUCACCGCCAGUGUGCAAUAGAGCAAGCCGUGCUCCUGAUGGAUGAUCACGAGUCGCCUUGGCUGUGUGAUCGUGCUGAAUUCAUUAUCAUUCCCGAAGCGCUCUCUCGCACGCACACGUAUCUGCUGCAGCUGGUUUUUGUCGUAUUUAGUUUGUUGUCCGUCCCCCGCACCUCCGAUUCGCACGGUUUGGCUACGCACGGUGCGAAAGAAGUUCAACAUACAGACGUACGCGCACGUGUGGAUACGUAAGAGGCAGGAACUGCAGCGGAUUCCCUUGUAUAAGAGGGCAAGACAUAUUGGUGUGGCUGCUUUAAAAGAUUCCGCUGUACGAUCGUGCCGAUCUCAAAGUUGUUCUUAAGCACCGGACAAAUGUACACACGCACAUUUAUGUUUUAUUUUAUCUUGGCACAAGUAUAACUAAUUGGGGAAUAGAUGCUCAUUGUCGAUGGGAAUCUGGUUACAUAUUAAAAACUUGAUUACAGCAGCAACAACAAAACAUGAACAAAAUAAUCCCAAAACGACUGCACGUGGUCACAUUCCGAAUGGCACGGUCGUGCGUCAACAUCACGGUAGAACCCGCACACAAAAAA
Petromyzon marinus (sea lamprey) is the source of this 2442-nucleotide messenger RNA. RefSeq names its product gastrin releasing peptide receptor (gene GRPR). Lineage: Eukaryota; Metazoa; Chordata; Hyperoartia; Petromyzontiformes; Petromyzontidae. Gene Ontology annotation, biological process: G protein-coupled receptor signaling pathway. Gene Ontology annotation, cellular component: plasma membrane. Gene Ontology annotation, molecular function: neuropeptide receptor activity. The record is from RefSeq and is a predicted model, not a curated record.